ACAUCAGUAUUGUAUACAUUAUUACAUUAUCUAACCUUUUUAGAUUAUUGAAAGAAAAAAAAUGUGCUAAACAGCUCAUUUAUUUCAAGGGAAAACAGCCAAUGUACACAGGUAUGUGAUUCUGAAAAGGUUCAAAACCUUUUGUUUGCACUAUGCCUUGUAGGAUUUGGAAGAAAGGUGAAAUUUAAAGGGAUAGUUCACCUAAAAUGAAAAUGCCAUUGUUUCCCCAGCUUUAAUGUAAUUCCAAACCUGCCUGACCUUAUUUCUUUGGUGUAACACAUUUAGCAGAAAUUUAGCAGAAUGUUCACACUAUUGUUUUCCAAAACAGUAUGAGGACAGGGAUAGCCGUGGUCAACAUUCACUUUCAUUGUAUGAAAAAGAGCAGCUUUUGUAUUCCACAGAGGAGAGACAAAGGUUGGAAACAACAUGAGGGUGAGUAAAUGAUGACAUUUUUAAAGUGAAGAUAAUUUACCAGUUGAUGGCAAUAAUCUUACAGUAUCAUUAUGUGUAUGAUAAUGGUGUUUCACCUUUAAAAACAAAUCCACACGUAGUCUUAAAUUACAGCAGAUAGUGAAGGGUUAACUAGAGAGGCUUUGCCCCACCUCCCUUUCCCUCCCAUGAGAAACAGUAUCGGUGUUUUGCCUCACUCUUCUCCCCGCUUCCAUAAUGGCUGUUCGUCUUGCAGUGAGCUCUGCAGAAAGAAGGAUCGGAUUCAGUUUUCUGAGGCCCAUGACAGUGGCCACAGACGUCAGGAGAGGGGCAGUGGGUAAUGCUGCUGCUUCUGUCACUGUCCAGGACAGCCACGGCAAGCUCAAGACUGUGGCUGACCUCCCAGAGAUCAAAACCUUUAGGAUGAUGUACAGACUGAUCUUUAAACGGUACCUGAAUCGUAUGCAUGAGCUGCAGUUGUAUGAAAAACAGCUUUAUGGCCCUUUGUACAAAGUGAAUGCUGGAAACUUCCAAGCCAUUUCAGUAAACAGUGUGGACUUAGUGGAGGAACUCCUUAGAAAAGAUGAGAAGUUUCCUUCCAGAGGAGACAUGACUUUGUGGACAGAGUACCGUGACAUGAAAGGCAUCGGCUACGGCCCUUUCACAGAAGAAGGAGAGAAAUGGUACAAACUGCGGACAGUGCUGAACAAACGCAUGCUGCAUCCAAAGGACUCUGUUCAGUAUGGAGAUGUGGUCAAUGCAGUGGUCACAGACUUCAUCAAACGAAUUUACUAUCUGCGGGAGAUGAGCCCCACUGGUGAUCGGGUCUCUAACUUGACCAAUGAGCUUUAUCGCUUUUCCCUUGAAGGGAUCUCAUCCAUUCUGUUUGAGACACGCAUUGGCUGCCUGGAAAAAGAGAUUCCUGCCGAGACACAAGAUUUCAUUAAUUCUAUUGCACAAAUGUUCACCUAUAGCAUGCCUGUGGUGUUCCUUCCAAACUGGACUCGCAAUUACUUGCCAUUUUGGCAGUGGUACAUUAAUGGCUGGGAAGGCAUAUUCAAAUUUGCCAGAAAAAUGAUUGACAUAAAGAUGGAGGCCAUUCAGAAGCGAUUGGAUGCAAAUCAGGAGGUUGCUGGGGAGUAUCUCACCUACCUGCUUUCCAAUGUCAAGAUGAGCAGUAAAGACGUUUAUGGAAGUAUUUCUGAGCUGCUGUUGGCUGGAGUGGACACAACCUCCAACACUAUGUUGUGGGCACUGUAUCUCCUCUCAAGAGAUCCAGAAGCUCAGGAGGCUCUGUAUCAGGAUGUAACCAGAGUCUUGAAGAGUGACAGAAUCCCAACAGCACAGGAAGUGAACAGCAUGCCUUACCUCAAAGCUGUCAUCAAGGAAGCAUUAAGCAAAGCUGAAUUCCAAGCAGCCAUUACUCCAGUCUUCAGUGUCACAUUAUCCUUCAAAAAUCAUAAUAAUAUGCUGAUUUGUUGCUCAAGAAACUUUUUUUUUUUUCUCAAUAUUAAAAACAGUUGUGCAGCAUAAUUUUUUUAUUUUAUUUUGGAAACUGUAAAACACUACCACUUAACAAUUUGGGGUGAGCAAGAUAAAAAAGAAGAAAUUCAUACUUUUAUUCAAAAUUGAGCUCAAGCGGCUCCUGACGUGAGGAGGCAAUCAAUGCUGGGGUCUUCCUCAAGAUCGAGGGGCAGGUCUAUCUGGAUAGUUACUAUGGAACUCUGCAAUGAAUCAGAAUCAGAAUGAGAAUGAGCUUUAUUGCCAGGUAUGUUUACACAUACGAGGAAUUUGUUUUCGUGACUUCCACAGUGCAACAGAAUGACAGUGACAGAACAAAAACACAGAUAAUAAAAGAGUAAAAAUAGAACAAGUAAAUAAGAAAUAACAAUAUACAAAUUGACAACUGUAUGUACAUGUAUAUUACAAUAGACAGUUUUGUAUGUACAGGUAUAUUAUGUGCAAAUUUGAAAUGUAGACUAAGUUUGUGUGUUAGAUAAAUAAGUGUGUAUGUAUAUGAAUAGUGUUGUGUGUUCCACAAUUAUCAUCAGGUGUUCAUGAGAUGGAUUGCCUGAGGGAAAACACUGGUCGUUCUGGUGCUCAGAGCUCUGUAGCAUCGACCAGACGGCAACCGGACUCCCUUCAGAGAGGGAGUGUGCUGGAUGUGAGGGGUCCAGAGUGAUUUUGCCAGCCCUGUUGCUCACUCUGGAUAAGUACAGUUCUUGGAGAAUGGGGAGGGUUGUACCAAUGAUUCACUCAACAGUCUGGACUACCCUCUGUAGUCUUCUGAGGUCAGAUUUGGUAGCUGAGCUGAACCAGACAGUUAUAGAAGUGCAGAGGACGGAUUCAAUGAUGGCGGAGUAGAACUGUGGAAGGAAGGAAGGAAGGAAGUAGAACCUCUGCUGGGCCUUUUUCACAGUGGAGUCAAUGUGAGUGUCCCACUUUAGGUCCUGGGAGAUGGUGGUGCCCAGGAACCUGAAUGACUCAACUGCAGUCACAGUGCUGUUCAUGAUCGUGAGUGGAGGGAGAACAGGGGGGUUUCUUCUGAAGUCCACUAUCAUCUCCACUGUUUUGAGUGUGUUGAGCUCCAUGUUGUUAAGACUGCACCAGACAGCCAGCUCCUUAACCUCCUGUCUGUAGGCAGACUCAUCACCAUCCUGAAUGAGGCUGAUCAGAGUGGUGUUGUCUACAAACUGAAUUUUCCCAGAUUUACUAGCUGCUGCCUGUCUGUCAUGAAGCUGGUGAUCCACUGACAGACGGAGGUGGGCACGGAGAGCUGAGUUAGUUUGGGCAGGAGGAGGUUUGGGAUGAUAGUGUUAAAAGCUGAGCUGAUGUCCACAAACAGAAUCCUCACAUAAGUCCCUGGUCUGUCUAGAUGUUGCAGUAUGAGGUGUUGAGAAUGUCUUGUGAAAUGACCCAGGACCACUUCUCUGGGCCAUACACUCCCAAUCCACAAGAUACAAUAGAAUUCCUCCCCGGCGUCUGAAGUCCAGGUGAUCUUGCACCUGAUGGGCCUCUUUGCCGUCCACAAUGAUGGGUGGGGGGCCUUGGUUGCUUACAAUUCAUUGACUGCAGGGAGGUCUGUGGGUUCUCCUGACCAGGGGAAUAAGGGGCUGAGCACACUUUGAGAAGGGAUUAAGCCUUUUCAGGGUUUGCGUAGAGAGUUUUGGGCAUAUUCAGCCCAGAGUAGAUAGUGGCUCCAAUCUAAUUGAUCAGUAUUUCAGUAUGUUCUGAGGAAACGUGUGAGUUCUUGAUUCAGUUUGAACAUUAGACUGUGGAUGAUAACCAAAAGUGAGACUGACGUUAAUGUUAAGUUGCUGAAAGAAAGCAGCCCAUACCAGGGAGGUGAACUGAGGCCCUCUGUCGGAGACAAUGUGCUCUAGUUAGCCAUAGAAUCUGAACAUGUAGUUACACAGAUGUUCAGUGGUUUCGAAGGCAGCAGGCAGCUUCAGUAAUGGGAUGAGUUGACAGGCUUUUGAAAAGCAAUCUACUACAGUGAAUAAGGUGUUGUUACCUUGGGAGAUGGGAUGAUUGGUAACAAGGUCUAUGGAAAUGUGUGACCAGGGACACUGAGGAAUGGGUUUUUGAUAUAUUGCUUGUGGAACCAUUGUGGAACCAUUCUGGACAUGGGUUAUGGUGUCAGCCUGCAUGGUGGGUCACCAGAAGCAGAGAGGAGAACAGAGGAAGAGGGAAACAUAAGAUUUGCCUGGAGAACAGUUCAGCGAAGUGGAUCUGAGUUUUGAGCAGUGGUUAUCUUGGUCAUAAUGUCCCAUUGUACAAGAGAAAGUAUGAGUGUGGGGGAGAUAAUGGAUCCUCGUUCUGCAGUUGAGUGAGGAUUCAUGCUGUUGUGAGAGAGCGUCUGCUUUGGUGUUCUUGGAACCAGGAAGGUAAGUGAUGGUGAAAUGGAAGUGUGUAAAUAAUAGGACCCAUCUUGCCCGUCUUGGAUUGAGUCUCUUGGUGUGCAAAUAUUCCAGGUUUCGGUGAUCAGUCAAGACUUGGAAUUGAUGUUUAGUCCCCUCACAAAGUUUUUCAAAGUUCUGCCACACUUUGAAUGCUGCCUUCAUGACCAGUAAUUCAUGGUUCCCAACAUCAUAACUCUAUUUUGCAUGGCUGAGUUUGUGAGAAAAGUAAGCGCAAGGGAAGGGCUUUGGAGGUAUACCAUGAUACUGAGACAGAAUGGCACCGAUGCUUUCAACAAAGAAAGGACAUUCUAGAUUGGGAUGGUGAAAAAUGGGAACGGAUUUGAAUUGGGCUUUCAAGUCUUGGAAGGAUUGCAGGGCUGCUGAGGACCAGGAGAGUCGAUGAUCCCCAUCAUUAGCAUCGUAGUGCCCUCUACUGCUGGAGAAUGCAAAGAAUGAGGUGUAGAUCUAGUUUAGUGAAAUACUUGGCAGUUCAGAGCUGUUCAAGUGCUGCUGGAACCAGAGGUAGACGGUAGGGAAAUUUACAGUGAUCUUGUUAUGGCCUGGAUAGUUGAUGCAUGGACAGAGCCCUGCAUUCCACUUAAGCUGGUGAAGUAGAAGGUCUGACUCAGGUUGGUUCAAAGGAAAAAAUUCUACCUCAAGGAGGUGUGGUGCCCGGAAGGAGCUCAAUAGCACAGUCACUGGACUAAAGUGGAGAACAUUGUGAUGCCUUGAUCUUGCUGAAGGCCUCUACUAAAUCACUAUACUUCUGUAGAAAGUUAGGAAUUGCAGUGGGUUGCAUGUGUAAACAGUGGCAUCUUGGAUGGUUCUGAGAGCAACUGGUUGCAGACAGCUGGAGACAAUUCUCUGAAGACAAUCCUUGCCUCCUUCUGGGAGUUCGAACACUUCACAAAAAUGAGGGAAAUGUGGGUCGUUCAUUGUUCCACACUGCUGUAGCCCAAUCCAAAGCUUUCCCAAUAAGCAGCAAGCCAUGGAUUGGUGGUGACUGUGCUUGAGAGGGCAGGGUUAGCUGCGGAUCCAACUGGUGGUGUUGACGGGACUGGCGCGGGUAAACGAAGAUGUUGUAGCAUGUUUACUAGCUCCUCUGUUAGCGAUGUUAAUUGAUUGAGCUGUUGUUGUUGUGCGGCUAAUACGCUUGCUUGAGCAGAGACAUUAGUCAGCUGAAAAAGUGCCGCUGGAUCCGUGGAGGGUGAUGUCUUCUGUAAUGAAGGGACAACAGAGUUGGAAUCCAUUUGUGGCUUUAUUAAAAGCAGCAGCAGAAAUACAAACAGGAUAGGGGUUGUCAAUUAGUUCGAGGUACAGGGAUUAUGGGAAAAAAGUCAAGGACAAAAAAGUCAAUACUCAGGUGAGGAGCCCUCUGGUGGUGAGUGGGAGAAACCAUGGAGGCUAAGUUCAUGACGAAUCUUGAGAAAGUAUAUUACGUUUUCCACAAAAAUAUUAGGCCGCAAAAACCUUUGAUAAUAAGAGCCAUUAUUAUUUGACAUUAACGGAUAAUAAAUUAAAAAAAACAAUUUAGCAUAUUAGAAUGAUGUCUGAUGGAUGGAGACUGGAGUGUUAAAAGACUGCUAAAAAUACAUUUUAAAAUAUAUUUGAAUAUAAUUUCUUAUGUGUUUGUGUGUGUG
Onychostoma macrolepis is the source of this 5971-nucleotide messenger RNA. RefSeq names its product sterol 26-hydroxylase, mitochondrial-like. Gene Ontology annotation, cellular component: mitochondrial inner membrane. NCBI's taxonomy places the organism in Eukaryota, Metazoa, Chordata, Actinopteri, Cypriniformes, Cyprinidae. The record is from RefSeq and is a predicted model, not a curated record. The coding region runs from base 667 to 1962 and encodes 431 amino acids. The transcript has 7 exons. Gene Ontology annotation, biological process: cortisol metabolic process; cholesterol metabolic process; cellular response to peptide hormone stimulus. Gene Ontology annotation, molecular function: monooxygenase activity; iron ion binding; oxidoreductase activity, acting on paired donors, with incorporation or reduction of molecular oxygen.